CUCCAAGUCAAGGUCGCUUCACUCGCUCAACAAACUCAAGUCAACAAACGCAAGUCAGACAGGGACAUUGCAAAAAAAAACACCAAGACAAUGGAAGAAACAACGCGGCGACUCGAGAGCAUGCUGGCGAGCAUUGGGCGCGGACCGGCGCUGCAAGUCCCUGCGCCAGUGGCGCGAAUGACUGCCGCUUCAAUGGACGCGCUCGUCCGACCGCUGCCAUGGGCAAACCAACCCAGCAGUAGUGACAGCGACGCGUGGAUGUCGUCCGCAGCGCCAGGAGCAGGAGCAGGAGCAGCAGCAGCAGCAGAAGCAGCGAGGCAGCGGGAUCGCGCUCAAGCACUCCAACUGCUGCAGGACGACAGCAAGCAGCUCUGGACGGGCCUGGCUGAGAUUCACACACAAUUGCCGGAAGUGGCAGCCGGCGCGUUUGAAAAGCAGCCGCGGAGCUUGCAAGACUUUCCGAAAGAGCUGGAUCAUAAAACCAUCCUGCGUCAACUCAAGGUAGCCCGCAUGCGCGCAGAGCUCGAAGGAAUCUCGUCACGAGGAAUUGAAGAAACGUUUCAAUCGAUGCCGGUGCCCGUGUUGAAGGAGCAGGUGAUUGAAUCGGUAGCACGGAGUGUCAUCCAGCUUCGCGAGUCGAUCGAUUUCAUGCAAAGCGAGUCUGCGUCGCUUGAUUUGCAAAUUGCCCGCUGUCAAGAGGCGAUCGCUCAACACCAAGAAAUGAACCAGGCGCUUCAAAACAAAGUUCUUCAAAUCGAUGGAGAGGAUCAGGGCGCCGAAGUAGCAAACGCCAUUGCCGAACUCGAGGGAAAGUCAAAAGCUAUGAACGAAUACAGCAGGAAGCUCAUGAAGGCUCUGGGUGAUUUUGUGACGGACUACUACCCGCCCUUGUCUCAGGACGAUACGGAGGCCGACGAGUACGACGACGACAACGACGCCAUGGACACUUCCAACGGAGACGGAUUGCGCAAACGCACUCGCGUGUUUAUCCCAUUACGCAAACUAUUGGAGGAGUUGUUGAAUCGAUUUGCCAGUUCGUACGUCGACCCGUACAUUCGCGUGCUUCCGACCCACUACCCGCCCUACCUCGAGCUCUUGGUGCGCGCAGGCAUCAUUGUACGACAUCCUCAAAAUGCAAAUUUGAUUGCUUUGACAGAUUUUAUUGCAUGAGGUUUGCUGUAUGGACCCAAGCGCAAUUUGAUAAACCGAUCAGUGUUCAGUUCCUCUUUGUCUCACCGAGUCUUGAGGUCUCGCAGAAGGUGUGAUUGUAAAUUCCAC
This is a messenger RNA of Capsaspora owczarzaki ATCC 30864, 1278 nucleotides long. RefSeq lists its product as hypothetical. The record is from RefSeq and is a predicted model, not a curated record. The transcript is spliced from 7 exons. Bases 91 to 1170 code for a protein of 359 amino acids. Gene Ontology annotation, cellular component: nucleus. Lineage: Eukaryota; Filasterea; Ministeriida; Capsasporidae. Gene Ontology annotation, biological process: kinetochore assembly; mitotic sister chromatid segregation.